AUGGUCUCCCUAUCCCUCCCCGCCCCGCUGGCCGCGCUCUGGUCCUUCCGCCCCAUCUUCAACAUCCUCGGCUACCUCCUCCUCCUCGGCACCUGUCUCCUCAUCACCUUCUCCCGCAGCCUCGGCGCAUUGCCGUACACGAAAGCCGCGUGGAUCUACACACCGAUCGCCAUCACCGCGCUGUACAUCACCUGGUCGGACAUCUUCCGGUUCCUGCACGACGACUACGUUGAUUUCACUGACCGCAGCGGGCCAUAUGCGUCCAUCCCCGCUAAUGGGAGGAAUGAUAUCGAGGCGUACCUGCAAGUCAGCGAUUGGUUUGAUGCGGCGUACGCGGCGGUUGCGGAGGACCCGAGCCGGUGGUGGUUUAGCUCGCAGCUGUUGAAUACUGCGAGUGUGAUUGUGGCGCUGGUGUGGGCGGAGGGCGCGCAUCACUGGGCGAAGAGUAGCGUGAGGAAGGGCGGGCCGGCGUUCUUUGCGGGGAUGGCGAGCGCGAUGGCGUAUGUGUUGACGGGACUGUUGGGAGCUAUGAGUGUGGCGUUUGCGCUGUUUUUGGUGCAGCGGAGGGUUGCUGAGAAAAACCUCGCACUACGCUCAUACCCCCGCGUCACGAUCACCAUCUUCAUUCUAUUAGCUGUCUUCGUCGCCGGAGUCACAUACACCCCCUACGCCUUGACCAGCAACUACACCAUCUUCUCCUGGACCCUCAUCAUAAUUCACGGUGCCCUCCUGCUCCCCAUCCUCGGUGGGGCAGGGCCUGGCCUCAUCUACCAUCCGCGAGCCCCUCGCGCCAAAAAGACCGGCAUCACCACCUCCUCCACAUCCCCAAAAGCCAUGUCAGCCCUCUACCUGUUCCUCGCCAUCUCCAACCUCGCCUCACACGCCGUCGCCUCACGCAACCUCGAUUGGCACCGCGCGAUUGGGAUCGACCUCGCGGACGCCAUCGCCUCGCACCCGUGCCAGAAAAGUAUCACCGCCGAUCUCGUGUUUUGUACCCUCACCGCGUCGUUCUUCAUCGUUGCCGAGCUCGUUACGGCUGUGAGGAGGGGUGUUGUUAGGGCGUGGGUUGCUGUGAUUGUUGGAACAGUUGUGCUGGCGGUGACGGUGUUUCCGUUGGGGGUAUCGGUGACGUUGCCAGCCUUCUUGGCGUGGAGGGAGACGAAGCUGAGGCAGGGAUUGUUGGAGCCCAGUGUUGUCGUCGUGGAGGAGGCGAGUCGUGUCAAGAAGAGAGCGUAG
Fimicolochytrium jonesii is the source of this 1236-nucleotide messenger RNA. RefSeq lists its product as uncharacterized. The transcript has 2 exons. NCBI's taxonomy places the organism in Eukaryota, Fungi, Chytridiomycota, Chytridiomycetes, Spizellomycetales, Powellomycetaceae. The record is from RefSeq and is a predicted model, not a curated record. Bases 1 to 1236 code for a protein of 411 amino acids.